Arabidopsis arenosa is the source of this 1305-nucleotide messenger RNA. The record is from the annotation of a GenBank genome assembly. Lineage: Eukaryota; Viridiplantae; Streptophyta; Magnoliopsida; Brassicales; Brassicaceae.
GGCAAACUCUCUCUCUCUCUCUCUCUCUCUAAUGGACUCUCUGGUCGCGAGUUACGCGUCAUCGGACGAAGAAGAAGAUCUUCAACCACGUAGAGAAGCUUUCACUGUGAAAUCCUCAGAACCUAGAACUUCUUCUUCGUCUCUGUUCUCAGCUAUUCCUCAACCUAAAGAACUCAAAUCCUCCGAAGAUGGUGAUUUUGGUUCAUCUUCCUCUCGAGGAAAAUCUUCUCCGUUCCUCUCCUCUCUCCCUCCUCCCAAAUCCUCAAUUUCACGGAAACAAAAUCCGGCACCGUCGUCAAUUCCGAAACGUGUCGUCCAGAUCAGGCUUCCGGUAAACCCUAGACCGAGCAAUCUCGAUGAUGAUGAAGACGAAGAAGAAGAGAAAGCUAGGAAGAAACGUAAACAGAUGGAAUCUGCUUCCGCAUCUCACGAUUCAUCAGUGAGAUCUUUCUUAUCCGCCAUGCCUGCACCUAAAAGCUCACAAACAUUAGGUGCUCUUCCUUCAUUGGGAUCAGGAUCAGGUCGAAGAUCGAAUCUCGAAACGGAAACACCUGCGAUUGCAAUUCCUCAAACGGAUUCAGGUAGUAAUGAUCAACAAAACCAGAGCUAUGAAUCGUUUAGUCAUAGUAAUAGCGAAACGGAACAAAUCGUUGGAGUAGAUAACUAUUAUGCUGCUGGUUAUGGUGGAUAUGAAACGAAUCCUAGUGGUAGUGUGGGAUAUGAUGGUAGUAGCUAUGGAGGUAAUACAUGGAAUGGUGGUGGGUUUGAGGCAACAACGGGAUUGCCCGAAGCGGUUGUAGCUAUGGAUAGUGGUGCGAGGAGAGGAAGGAGAGGGAGGAACCAGAUGCCAGAGAUUGUUGAGGUUAAGCAAGAUGAGCUUAUGAAGAAUAGGCCAAGAGUUGAUCAGGUUAAAUCUACUGGAAUCGCCUUUGGACCUGCGUAUCAGCCGGCAACAUCUUCAUCUAAAGGGAAAGUGUCAAAGCUUCACAAGAGGAAGCAUCAAAUCACUGCAUUAUUCAUGGACAUGAAGCACAAGGAGUCGGAGUUGACAGAGAGACGUUCUAGAGGAUUGCUCACAAAAGCCGAGACACAAGCUAAAUAUGGAUGGUGAUUUGCCGCCAUUGUUUCUCUCUGUGAUAUUGGCAACAGAUUUUCUGCAACUCACACUGUAAUUUUUUUUUCACUAUUGUCCAAGAUCCAAGCUUUGAAUGUGUAUUCUCAUUUCCCUAAAUGAAUCUAAUCUCAGCAGAAUGCUUUGACACAUGCUGUUUUUAGAUUUUGUUGCAUUAAAGAUGAUUCUCAGAU